ACUAUUGUAGUCACCAUAUAUUAAUUCAAAAUUAGUGGUAUUUGUGAGCGUGUCGAGUGAGUUUGGCUAUACGCGCAUAGAGGAAGUCCAAGCCACUAAAGUAAUUUAAGUCCAAUUUAGCAAUUUAGUAAGAUCUCGUCCGUUGCACCGGUUGACCGCUUUCGUUUGUUUUUGUUAUUUGGGCACACACGACGAUCAUGUCACCUGGUUUGCCAAGCGUGAGACAAGGUAGCAGCAUCCAAGUACCGAAACCUGCCAAAAUCUCGAACGGACAGAUUGGGUCGCGCCAAUUGCUAGUCGCCUUCGUGAUCACCGGAUUUGUUCUUUGCGGCGUCAUCGAGCAAUCAGCAUCGGUGACCUUAAGGGCGAACAUCACAUCCACUUACUCCGCUGCCGAAUUUGCAGAGUAUGUCGAGAACACCAGCUAUAUCACCAGGUAUUGCCAACCACCGGAUACCAAUCGAAGCCAGGUGCAUGCAGUCAGAUCGAUACCGCAUAUCGAGAUUCCAAUGACCAGGACAGACAAAACAGAGUCGGUAUUAAGAGAAGCCUAUAUGUGGGGUACUUUGAUAUCUCCUUUGGCUGCGAGUAGGAUUGCUGCAAGGGUCGGAGCGGAACGAUUAUUCGGGGCCGGCGUUUUGGGUGCAGGCGUCUCCGCGUUGAUGGUACCUGCUGCUUGGUUAACACCAUGCCAUGUAUUCAUUAGGAUUCUGCAAGGAGUUUUCAUGGGUGCCACUUGGCCUGCUGCUCAUACAUUAGCCGUCACAUGGUUCAAGCCCAAGCAAUUAAGUGCAUUUGUUUCUACAUAUACAGCCGUAAAUUUAGGUUACGCUGUUGUUGGAUUACUGGGAACUGCACUAGUGAGAUCUCUUGGUCGCGAUUGGUUAAGUUAUGCAAUAGCGUUUUUCGCAGUCAUUUGGUACUUCCUUUGGUGGCGAUUCGUAGAAGAACGUUUGAAUCCAAAUAGACCAAUCCGUGACGAACACCGAUGUCUUCCUUGGCGUAAUCUUUUGUUAUCGAAACCCGCCUGGUCUUGCGGAAUUGCUGUUGUCGGAAGUCAAUGGGCAGAUGCUACAUUGAUGCUUGGCGUUACUAAAUACUUGAAAUUGGUGUAUGGAUUCUCUAUUGCAUACGAAGAUGUUUUGGCGUCUCUACCGCAUAUCGGCCACUUUUUCGCUGCAAUUACUUUCGGAAUCGUGGUGGAUCACGUGCGAGGAUCUGGACUUGUCUCUACAACUACCGCCCGGAAGUUCUUCGUUUACAUUUCUCACUUCCUGCCUGCCGCCCUUAUGUUUGUUUUGGGAUACACCGGUUGCGAUCCAGCAGCACCUGCCGCUUUAUACACGGCCGCCCUGGCGUUGACUGGAGCCACUCCUGCAGGAGCUUUUGCGAGUGCAGCAGAUAUAGCUCCAAAUUUUGCAGGAACUGUCUUUGGUUUGUGCCAAACGAUCGGAGCUGCUGGAUUGUUAGCAGCCAACUACGCAGUUUCCGAAGGGCUUCAUGGAUCUUUUGCAGGUUGGUGGCGAUUAGUAUUUGGGGUAUCCUCGGCUGUGCUACUCACAACAGCCACCUUCUUCAUGGCUUGGGGAAGUGGUUCAGUUCAAGAUUGGGACACCUCUUGCGAAUUCGAGCCCGAGAAAGAGCUUGUCGAAGAGGCAUCGCGCCUCGACUCCGUUCUGGAGUAAUUCUCACGCCGAUUAGAAUAAAAAAAAAUGUUACACUAUAUGCAACAAUUUAGUUCCCAUGGCAUGAAUAUAGACGAGAAGAUUUAAGCAAAAAA
Nicrophorus vespilloides is the source of this 1780-nucleotide messenger RNA. RefSeq names its product sialin-like. Gene Ontology annotation, molecular function: transmembrane transporter activity. Gene Ontology annotation, cellular component: plasma membrane. Bases 198 to 1685 code for a protein of 495 amino acids. The record is from RefSeq and is a predicted model, not a curated record. Gene Ontology annotation, biological process: transmembrane transport; monoatomic anion transport. Lineage: Eukaryota; Metazoa; Arthropoda; Insecta; Coleoptera; Silphidae. The transcript is spliced from 10 exons.